AGACACUUUACCAAGAUGGCGGUAACCGGAAGUAGGUCACUGGAGGGGGCGGGAGAUCUGCGCGCGCAGGCCACAAACCGGCUUUCGGGGCGCCGGCCGUCCGAGGCUUCCUUUGCCAAGAUGGCGCCGGGAGGCAGUGACAGCGGCAGCACGCACUGCUCGAAAAGCGAGGCCGAUUCCGGCUUCCUGGGACUGCGGCCCACUUCGGUGGACCCGGCGCUGAGGCGGCGGCGGCGAGGCCCAAGAAAUAAGAAACGAGGCUGGCGGCGGCUCGCAGAGGAGCCGCUGGGGCUGGAAGUUGACCAGUUCCUGGAGGACGUGCGGCUCCAGGAGCGCACGAGCGGUGGCUUGGUAUCAGAGGCCCCAGAUGAGAAACUCUUCUUCGUGGAUACCGGCUCCAAGAAAAAAGAACUAAACAAGAAGAGGACCAAAAGCCAGAAAAGGUCACUUCUUCUCAAGAAACCCCUUCGUGUUGACCUCAUCCUAGAGAACACAUCCAAGGUCCCUGCCCCCAAAGACAUCCUCGCCCACCAGGUCCCCAAUGCCAGGAAACUCAAACGGAAGGAGCAGCUAUGGGAGAAGCUGGCCAAGCAGGGCGAGCUGCCCCGGGAGGUGCGCAGGGCACAGGCCCGGCUCCUCAACCCUCCCGCGACCAAAGCCAAGCCUGGGCCCCAAGACACCGUUAAGCAGCCUUUUUAUGAUCUCUGGGCCAAAGACAACCCUCUGGAGCGACCCCUGGCUGGCCAGGACACCUUUUUCCUGGAGCAGACCAAGAAGAAAGGGGUGAAGCGGCCACCACAUCUGUACACCAAGCCCUCCCAGGUCCCUGCCGUGGAGGUGACACCGGCUGGAGCCUCCUACAACCCAUCCUUUGAGGACCACCAGACCCUGCUGCUGGCAGCCCACGAGGUCGAGCUGCAGCGGCAGAAGGACGCGGAGAAGCUGGAGCGGCAGCUGGCCCUGCCCCCCUCAGAGCAGCCUGCCACCCAGGAGUCUGCCUUCCAGGAGCUGUGCCAGGGGCUGCUGGAGGAGUCGGACGGGGAGGGUGAGCCGGGCGAGGGCCCAGACAAGGGCCCCGAGGCUGGAGGGGAGCAGGCCGCAGGCGGGGAGGCGUCCCCUGCACCCAUACGCCUGGCCGCCGUGGAGAAGAAGACAGAGCAGCAGCGGCGGCGGGAGAAGGCCGCCCAGAAGAUGCGGGUGCAGCAGGCCGAGGUGCGGGCCGCGCGGCUCCGGCACCAGGAGCUCUUCAGGCUACGCGGGAUCAAGGCCCAGGUGGCGCAGCGGCUGGCGGAGCUGGCACGGCGGCGGGAGCAGCGGCGGGCACGGCGGCUGGUGGAGGCGGACAGGCCCCGGAGGCUGGGAGUCCCCAUCUGCAAAAUGGACAUAAUGAUACCUCAUGGUGCCUUAUGA
Molecule: messenger RNA, 1410 nt
Organism: Leptonychotes weddellii (Weddell seal)
Lineage: Eukaryota; Metazoa; Chordata; Mammalia; Carnivora; Phocidae
Source: RefSeq, a predicted model, not a curated record